GGAUCUCUUAACAGGAUUAUCUAUUCUAAGGACAGGAAAAAGGCUGAAGGAGGAAUGACCCAAACACAGACUGGACCUUAUUCCAAUAUAUCCGUGUUUCCAGCAACUAUUUUAAUCCAGUGUUGACUGUGGGGAGGAUUUGAAUAAUAGUUUUUUUUAAAGGAAGACAUUUGUAUAAUCUCUGUGCAGACAUCAGCGGAUGUGAGGAUGAACGCUCAGCCUGUUGCAGAGACAAACAGUGACAGCAUGCCCAUGAUGCUGCUGGGCAGUGAGGACAGCGAUGAGGAAAGCAGUGAAGAGGAGCCAGCAAUCACAAGCUGGAACGAUCUGUCCAUCAUAGAGCGUGUGGGCCUCAACAGUCCGGAUAUGUCAGAGAAAGAUUUAGAGAUGGCCUUCUGUCAGAUCGCCAUGGCCUUCCGUUGUGAUCAGUAUACCCUGAAGCAGAGGCUGCAGGCGGAGGAGCAUGCCCGCAACCUGGCUGAGGAGAACAUCCAGCUGGAGCUGACCCGAGGCAGGGAGACUGUGGAGACGCUGAAGGACCUGUGUCUGGACAGUAAGCGCAGUAAGAUCCUGCAGAGGCUGGAGCUGUCUCUGGACAUCCUCAGUGGGACAGUGGAUCGCAUCUCCAACACAGCAGAGGUGCUCGGCGCUGUGCACCAGGAGGCCCGAGUGAGCCGCGCAGUGGAGCUGAUGGUGGCUCAUGUGGAGAAUCUGAAGAGACGACAUGACAGAACAGUGGUGGAGCUGGAGGAGACCAAGAGCUCAGUCCAGCCUCACAUCCCCUGCAGGAACAUCAACGACCCCAGAGCAUCGCCAGAUCUAGAGGAAAGUGACGGCAUAGGCAACAUGUCUCAGCAGAAUGUUAGUCGUCGCAGAGUCAGCAUAACGCUGAUUCACAGCCAAUCCAUGGACAAGAUAAAGCGAGACGUGAAGAAACGAGCUACCAGGUCCUACAGCAGGGACUCCUUCCUCCUCAGCUCACUUCCCCGCCUGAGCCUGGAGUCCGGCUGCCCUCCCAUCACCAGCGACGAUGCAUACUCUGUUGAUGACAGGCCACAGGAUCCAGAUGAAACUGCUUCAGAGGCUCCAGCUGCUGAGCUCCCUCCACCUUCAAACCCCAACCCAGAGCAACUCCCAUCAAAACAACUGGCCCCCAGAAAGUUAAACAACAAAAAUUCCCCUCUGGAUACCUUGCGACAGCGACACAAGGGCAAAGCUGCGUUAUCGAAGAAAAAGGCCGACAAGGAUAAAAAGAAGACUAAUGUUUACCAACAGCUUUCCAUCAGCACGUGUACGUCUGUAUGGAGGAAAAAUUCCCUGUCUCUCUGGCUGUAUCGCUGCCGCUGGGCGCUCGGCUGCAUUUACCUGUUUGUGCUCCUCUGUGUCGUUUCACUCACUUACCUGUUGUGGAAGCAUCUUGAUGACGCACCUGAGCCGUGAAUAUCAUCAUCGGGAUGCUGUCUAACUGUGUUUAGAGCUGAAACACCUGUGUCUUUGUAUGAAAGUAUAAAAUAUAUUUUUGGUUUUAAAUAAUCUCUGAUCUUUCACCUUCAAGGUAACAAAGCCACACGCUUCACUUUCAGCUGUAUUUUUUAAUCAUAAAUAUAUCAAAACUGAUACAAUCACUCGGUUAGUAAGAAAACACCAAACUGCCGUGAAAACAUUAAUCAAACCACUGUUUUAAAGCAUCAGUGAUUAAUUACUAAAAGUUAGCAAACGUUAAACUCUCACAUCAUGGUUAGAUGUUAAACUCUCACUAUAUUUAACUUCAAAAAAAGAGAGACGCAUGUUCAAAGUCAUAUCAGCAUUUUGUUAAUAAGUCUACAUGUUGCAAGGGGGAAACUCAGUAACAGAUAAAUAAAGAAUACAAUAUUAUAUUAAGAUUUGGAAAUGUAUUCAAAAACUUGUGUGAAUGAAUUUCAUGUGCAAAAUGUGUGCCAGACACAAAUUCUUCAAACACAGCCAAUGUGUUUUAGAUCUGUUUGCGUGAACCUUGAUUCACCUCUGAAUGCUUUUAGAAAUAUCUAUUAGAAAACCAUUUAAUAUAAAUAAAACUGGAACACGCCAUACAUUAAGUUUUAAGUUAAAAAACCACUGCGAAAAAGAGAAAUGCACUCAUCUGGGUACCGAAAGGUCCGCGUUCUUUGCAUCAUGUCAACAAACAAUCUCACAGAGAGUCCAAAUAAAUACAGAGAUAAAUAGAGAGGAAUAUGCAGAGGUCUCAGUUACACCUGGCUCACGAUCUCAGCGUCCUCCGCAAUGAACCACUGGAGUGGAGUCCCGUCUGCAGCUCUCUGGAGAAUCACAUGACCCAAACCCUGCGGAAACAGUCAUGAAAUCAAUGUUCACCUCAAGCAUUCAGUCAAUAUACAUAUAAGCAUCCAGGUAGUUAAUCAAAAGAAGAAUUUUCAGCCAUUUAAUUGUCAUUAUUCUUUAAAAAAAUCAACAAAUAAGUCAUUUUUCAACCAAAAUGCUGAUUACUGCAUCUCCAUGUCAUUC
Eleginops maclovinus (Patagonian blennie) is the source of this 2499-nucleotide messenger RNA. RefSeq names its product inositol 1,4,5-triphosphate receptor associated 2 (gene irag3a). The coding region runs from base 208 to 1440 and encodes 410 amino acids. NCBI's taxonomy places the organism in Eukaryota, Metazoa, Chordata, Actinopteri, Perciformes, Eleginopidae. The transcript has 13 exons. Gene Ontology annotation, cellular component: endoplasmic reticulum membrane. The record is from RefSeq and is a predicted model, not a curated record.